GGAAAAGAGCAAUUUUCUAAACUAUACAGCACUGCAGGCUUGCAUACAUUUGCACUCUACGUCUUAUAAAAUUUUAAGCUCCUGGUUUUAAGUGUCUGCUUCGGGCGAAAAAAGAAACAAAAAUCUAUAUAAACCGCGACAGCCAGCAGAGCGAUGUCGAGUGGCGAUGCGGCUUCGGUGGACGAAUUAGUCGAGCGUGUGGUGGAAGUUACAGCCUGCACAGCGGAGGAGGCCAAACAUUACCUGGGCGCUUGUGCCAACGAUGUGGCGGCAGCCGUUGCAUUAUUUUUUGAACAGGGUGGCAACGGUGCUGCUGCCGUUGGCGCAUCCACAUCCUCCAGUGCAUCGGGCGCAGCAGCAGCAGUAGGUCAGGAUGAGGACGAAGUGCGUCCACCAAUCGCACCAGUGCGAGAGCAGCUGCUAUUGCCGGAGGAUGACAAUUUCUUUGCGUCUGGCAGCAGUGCCAACAGUCGCUUGUCGCGUGUCACGCAGCGUGUCAAGGUCUGCCCUCUAAGGGAUUUUGCACGCGAGGGCGCCCUAAUGGAGGAGCAACUUCAGGCGACGGGCGUUUACUCCGAUGCAAGCACACAUCGCCGCAGGCGUGAACGUUCCGCCCAAAUGGUUGUAGCUGGCCAGGCCAUGUCGAUGCAGAGUCGCUCCAGCGCCAGUUCCUCAUCCCGCCUAGGUGAUCUCUUUCGCCCGCCCACCGAUAUCCUCUAUUCGGGCUCGCUGGCAGCGGCACGUGAAUUCGCAAGCAAGCGCGAACGAUGGCUUCUUGUCAAUGUCCAAAGUGAUAAUUUUCAGUCCCAAACAAUGAAUCGCGAUGUGUGGAGCAUCAAGGAACUUAAACAAUUGGUCCGACGACAAUUUGUACUCUGGCAGGUUGAUAAUGACAGCUCCGACGGUCGUCGAUUCGUCGCUUUUUAUCACUGCGCCAAGCUUCCCUAUUUGUGUGUCAUUGAUCCACGCACUGGAGAGGAAGUGUGGCGCAGCUCGGAACCCAAUCAGCAGAAUGUUCUGCCCGACUUGAGGCAAUUUCUACGCGAUCAUCGCGACUUUUCGUUGGAGGAAGCAAGCACCUCAAAACGCGCGGCCAUUCAAAUUGAUGAUGACGAUGAUCUAGAGGAUACAGCCUCAUGCUCCUCCUCAACCGCAGGAACACCCAAGAAGCGUGCAAAGCUGCUCGAACUCACUGAGGAGGAGCAACUCGAGUUGGCCAUUAAAAAUUCCAUGAACGAAAAUGGUGGCGGCAAAGGAACAUCAAAAGCAGGCAGCACUUCCAAUGCCAAUGCCAAUGCCAGCGACUGCGAAAGCCUCGAGGAGUUCGACGAGGAUGAGCUCAAAGGCAUUGCGAUCUCUUAUGAAACUCAGCUGGGCACUCAACUUGAGGAGCUGACAGCGCUUAAGUUACGCCUGCUUAACGCCACUGGCUCCGAUGAGGUCGUCCAAUUACGCUGGCCAUCAGAUACAAAGCUGAAGAUAUUGCGUCUUUAUAUAAGGCAAACGCACAAGCACAUACCGCUGGAGGGUUACAAGUUGAUCUGUGCCUUUCCCCGAAAGUCCCUCGAGAUGGAGCACAACGACGCCACACUAAAGGAAUUGGGAUUGCAUCCUUCCGCCAAUGUGCAUCUUACGCUGGACGAAUGAAUAAUUGUUUAAAUCAACGUUUGUUCGGCUUAUACUAUUUAUUUCAAGUAGUCUGUCAUUGUCUCCACUUGUCCUUUUAAUACACAUGAAUUAUACAUAUAUAUAUAUAUACUAAAUUAUUAAUAAGUGAACAUUAAUUGAAUAAAAUCAUGAACAUGCGCUCAAGUUCAAAAUGAA
Drosophila innubila is the source of this 1824-nucleotide messenger RNA. Its product is annotated as UBX domain-containing protein 7. Bases 154 to 1647 code for a protein of 497 amino acids. The transcript has a single exon. Gene Ontology annotation, cellular component: nucleus. Gene Ontology annotation, molecular function: ubiquitin binding. Lineage: Eukaryota; Metazoa; Arthropoda; Insecta; Diptera; Drosophilidae. Gene Ontology annotation, biological process: proteasome-mediated ubiquitin-dependent protein catabolic process. The record is from RefSeq and is a predicted model, not a curated record.